Punica granatum (pomegranate) is the source of this 1225-nucleotide messenger RNA. The record is from RefSeq and is a predicted model, not a curated record. NCBI's taxonomy places the organism in Eukaryota, Viridiplantae, Streptophyta, Magnoliopsida, Myrtales, Lythraceae.
UGAAUCUUUAGGUUACAAAACUCAGUGGAACAGUGAGAGGGGAGAGAGAGAGAGAGAGAGGUCAAAGAAUCGAAAGUCAACACUGAAAUAAGGAGAGAAGCAGAGGAAGAAGAAAGAAGCAAUGCAAGAUUUGCCCAGUACGGCCCGGGGACGCCCAAUGGCGCCGCCGUUUCACCACCGGCGGGCGCAGUCCGAGGUCAGCUUCCGGCUGCCGGAUGACCUGGAUCUAGUGGGGGGCGAGCCCUCCGGGAGGUUCGACGACGACGAUCUGCUGCUGAGAACCUACAUGGACAUCGAGAAUUUCGGAUCUGACGGACUCGAAGACGGCGAUCCGGCCUACCCGGAACCCGGCUAUGCGGCCGCCGCCGGGAGGCAUCGGUACAGCAACUCCGUUGAUGGGGUGUUGUCCUCGGCGCUGGAGAGCAUAGAGGCCAAGAAGGCCAUGGCCCCUGACAGGCUUGCCGAGCUGUGGGCAAACGAUCCCAAACGAGCAAAAAGGAUUAUUGCAAAUCGACAGUCCGCUGCUCGGUCGAAGGAAAGAAAAGCCCGUUAUAUGUUGGAGCUCGAGAGAAAAGUCCAGACUCUUCAAACAGAGGCGACUACCCUUUCUGCUCAGUUCACCCUAUUUCAGAGAGAUACAUCAGGCUUGAGUACUGAAAACACGGAGCUUAAGCUUAGGUUACAAGCAAUGGAACAACAAGCUCAGCUCCGUGAUGCCUUGAAUGAAGCUCUGCAAAAAGAAGUUCAGAGGCUUAGAAUCGCCACAGGAGAAAUGAUAACCCCGACCGAAGCAUACAACUUGGGAAUGCAAAGCAUUCCAUGUCCUCGGCCUUCCUUCUUCCCUCACCACUCGCAGCUAGGGCUGAGCGGACCCCAUGGUAUGCACAUGCCUCAGUUCCAUCCUCACUUUCGCACCUACUCUGAGAUGUUGCACCAAGAUUCAAUCGGUCGAUUACAGGGACUUGACCUCAGCAGUGAAGGCUCAUGGCUCGCAAAACCCCAGGGCCCCACCAUUUCAGCGAGCGAGAGCAGCAGCGCAUCCUAGCUACGAUCAUGUGCUCUAAACUGUUGUAUGCUUGUACAGAGACGACUAAUCGUUGAUGAUGUUGAUUCUUUCCAUUCGAAGUUUGUUUUUACCAUACUCUUUUUGUAAUCAAAUCAAGUGUUGAUUCUUCAUGACUGUUGUAUUGGAAUGUAAGAAUUGUCUCUUUAAUUGCUGAUUCUC